Molecule: messenger RNA, 626 nt
Organism: Drosophila persimilis
Lineage: Eukaryota; Metazoa; Arthropoda; Insecta; Diptera; Drosophilidae
Product: lysozyme
Exons: 2
Coding region: 64-549 (161 amino acids)
Molecular function (GO): lysozyme activity
Source: RefSeq, a predicted model, not a curated record
CACCAUUUGCGAUUUAGGUGCGGAACUGUUUGAACCAAGUUGAAGAGCAUUAAGAGCAUUAGAAUGAGUUUUGAGGUGGAAUAUAUGCUAUGCUUGCUGUUGGCGGUGUCGCCUUCGUUGGUCCAGAGUCAAGGUCACGUGAUCGACAAACCCGUUACGGAGUUGUGCCUGACGUGCAUCUGUGAGGCCAUCAGCGGCUGCAAUGCCACAAGGAUCUGCACCAGCCCGGAGAAGGGCACAUGCGGCAUUUUUCGCAUCACCUGGGCCUACUGGGUGGACGCCGGCAAAUUGACCAUCGACGGGGAGCAUCCCGAAUCGGAGCGGGCCUUCAUCAACUGCGCCAACGAUCCGCAUUGCGCCGCCAAUCUGGUUCAGAACUACAUGAAGAAAUUCAAUCAGGACUGCAAUGACGAUGGCGAGAUGGAUUGCCAUGACUAUGCGAGGAUCCACAAGCUGGGGGCCUACGGCUGUCAGGCGGAUUUGCCAUACAAUUACCAGAGCGUCUUCGAUGAGUGCAUCGAGAACUAUGAAGAUCAGGGUCUCGAGUGAUCUUCCGGAACACAGAGUUUGUUAUGCAUCAAAUAAAUAUCGCGGGGAAUCUCCCCUACGGAUCAGAGCAGACUAAA